AUGACACAGGUCAACAAUCAACUGAACCCAGAAACUGGAGGAGAGAGAGGCAGGGGGAGAGCAGCCCUCAGGGGAGAGCAGCCCUCAGGGGGAGAGCAGCCCUCAGGGGAGAGCAGCCCUCAGGGGGAGAGCAGCCCUCAGUGGGAGAGCAGCCCUCAGGGGGAGAGCAGUCCUCAGGGGAGAGCAGCCCUCAGGGGGAGGCCGGAGGUAGAAGGAAAAGAGGGAGUAGAGUUGCUAAAGGGCCUCCCCAAGCCCUCUGACGCUCCAAGUAGGAUAUGCCCCAGACUGGGCCCCACUGGUCCCCCUACAGCUCAUCUCUGCACUGAAGCUCCAGACUGGGACCCAGCUGGUCCCCCUACAGCUCAUCUCUGCCCUGAAGCCCCAGACUGGGACCCAGCUGGUCCCCCUACAGCUCAUCUCUGCACUGAAGCCCCAGACUGGGACCCAGCUGGUCCCCCUACAGCUCAUCUCUGCCCUGAAUCCCCAGACUGGGACCCAGCUGGUCCCCCUACAGCUCAUCUCUGCCCUGAAGCUCCAGACUGGGCCCCACUGGUCCCCCUACAGCUCAUCUCUGCACUGAAGCUCCAGACUGGGACCCAGCUGGUGCCCCUACAGCUCAUCUCUGCCCUGAAGCCCCAGACUGGGACCCAGCUGGUCCACCUACAGCUCAUCUCUGCCCUGAAGCCCCCGACUGGGACCCAGCUGGUCCCCCUACAGCUCAUCUCUGUCCUGAAGCCCCAGACAUUCACAGAGGAGAUGAGACAGCAGCAGGCAGCCCUGAACAUCUUCAUCAGGAAGAAGGCUACUCAACUGGACGUUAACACACUGGAGGAUAAACUACACACCUCUACAACAGGCUGCUGCCAUGUUCAGUGGACUGCAAACAAUCCCAAGAAGCAGAAGCCCUGUGGGAACAGAAUGUCCCUCAUUUAGGUAAAUCAAUCUGUGUUCUGGUGUUGGAGGACGCCGUGGGAGAAUCUCAUUUACAUACUCCUCACGUCCUCUCUACUUCUCUAAACCGAUUGGAGGAGGUCAGAGGGGAUGGACCUCUGGCUUUCUCAUCCAAUGGGCUUUGAGGAGGCAAGGAGAGAGGAUGCCAGGAGUAUGUAAAUGAGAUUCUCCCAGUGUGCAAUUUGGGUGAGCUGCUGAGGAGCCUCCACAAGACCUCUGACCCCCAGCAGGCCAUAGGGAGUCACAGCAACCUGGGGUUACCUUGGAGACGGAACAGGAAUCUGGAUGUAACCUGCCAACAGAAUGUCAAUAAAGAAUUACCCUGAAGGCCCAGAAUGUUAACCUGACGACUUCUUGACGACAGUACAAGAAUUGAGCUGAAGGUACCUUCAUACUGGCACUAUCACCAUGCGGACCUA
This is a messenger RNA of Oncorhynchus mykiss (rainbow trout), 1370 nucleotides long. The record is from RefSeq and is a predicted model, not a curated record. NCBI's taxonomy places the organism in Eukaryota, Metazoa, Chordata, Actinopteri, Salmoniformes, Salmonidae.